This is a messenger RNA of Ricinus communis (castor bean), 858 nucleotides long. RefSeq names its product probable transmembrane ascorbate ferrireductase 3. Bases 84 to 749 code for a protein of 221 amino acids. The record is from RefSeq and is a predicted model, not a curated record. NCBI's taxonomy places the organism in Eukaryota, Viridiplantae, Streptophyta, Magnoliopsida, Malpighiales, Euphorbiaceae. Gene Ontology annotation, molecular function: oxidoreductase activity. The transcript is spliced from 4 exons.
UGAAUGCCAUAUAAUUGAGCUCAUCAUCAUCAUCAUCAUCGAACACUUUACAACCACUUAUCAACCCUUUUAAUUCUCCGGCAAUGGACAAUGUUGACUACCGGCACCAGAGAUCCGCCUCUCGUCUGACAGUGGCAGCACACUUAUUUGGCAUCUUGGCAUUUAUUCUCAUGCUUGUUUGGUUAUUGCAUUUUCGGGGAGGCAUCGAGUACGAUUCUGAUGACGUUAAUCGUGUUUUCAAUGUUCAUCCAUUCAUGAUGUUCUGCGGAUUCAUCUUUGUUUUUGGUGAAGCAAUGAUGAUGUACAAAACCGUACCAUCAUCACACCAAGCACAGAAAUUAUGUCACAUGAUACUCCACUUAAUCGCCCUGUGCCUUGGAAUUGUUGGCAUAGCAGCUGCUUUCAAGUUCCAUGACAUUAUAUAUUCACAGGAUGUUUACAGCCUGCACGCCUGGAUUGGAAUAAUCACCAUUUGCCUAUUUGGCUUGCAGUUGCUGUUUGGUAUGUUCACAUUCAUAAUUCCACAACCUUCAAUCACAAAGCAAAGAAUGUUACCAUGGCAUAUAUGUGGAGGAAGGAUAAUCCUAUACAUGGCUGUAUGCGCAGCUCUAACUGGGCUGAUGGACAAAUCAUCCUUCCUCAAGCUUACAAGUAAUAGUGAAGGUCGUUUGGUGAACUUCACUGGAUUAUCUGUCCUCCUUUUCGCAAUUUUUGUUGAUAUCUCCGUUGUUCUUGCCCGUUACGUGUGAUUAUUUUUGAUAUUAAUUCUUUCUAUAUAUUAUGAUCAUUGUGUAUUAUUUUUUCUAAUUGGUGUAACUUGAAUUAUGGCUUGCCUAAUCGGAUUUUUAUAUUGUAUUA